Messenger RNA from Bombina bombina (fire-bellied toad), 3228 nucleotides. RefSeq names its product cadherin 15 (gene CDH15). Gene Ontology annotation, biological process: cell-cell junction assembly; multicellular organism development; cell morphogenesis. Bases 63 to 2441 code for a protein of 792 amino acids. NCBI's taxonomy places the organism in Eukaryota, Metazoa, Chordata, Amphibia, Anura, Bombinatoridae. Gene Ontology annotation, molecular function: cadherin binding; calcium ion binding. Gene Ontology annotation, cellular component: catenin complex; plasma membrane; adherens junction. The transcript has 14 exons. The record is from RefSeq and is a predicted model, not a curated record.
GCAGGGAAAGAGACCGGGUGUCACAAACAGACAGUCACACACAGACCUUCACCACUUUCACAAUGGAGUCCCAAACCCUGCUGGCCCUGUGCUUUCUGGUGCCCUUUUUAUGGCAGGUACAUUGUACAGAAGUUCAAGAUGAGCCAACACCAGAUGUCCCUGUGUUUUAUCCCUGGCGAAAUCACAACAGAAGUCGAAACCAGAUGCAAAGGGUUAAGAGAGCCUGGGUGAUUCCUCCAAUCAGUGUUUCUGAAAACAAUAAGAAAAUCCCAGUGUUACUAGUACAGAUUAAAUCAGACAAGCAGCGGCUGGGCAGCGUCAUUUAUAGUAUUAAGGGACCAGGAGUGGAUGAAGAACCAAAGGGACUUUUCUCCAUCAACAAGAAUACAGGGGCCAUGUAUCUCAAUGCUGUGCUGGAUCGUGAAAAAACUGAGCGCUUCAAGAUUCAGGCAUUUGCAGUGGACACUGGAGGGACAUCACUUGAGGAUCCUACUGACCUGGAGAUUGUGGUUGUUGAUCAGAAUGACAAUCGUCCAGUGUUCAUACAAGAUGUGUUUAGAGGGCAUGUGUUGGAGGGUACAAUACCUGGCACACUGGUAAUGACUGUAGAAGCUACAGAUGAUGAUGACCCAACAACAGAUAAUGCAGAGCUAAAAUAUUCCAUUAUUGAGCAGGAAAUUCCAGAAAUGUUCAGCAUAAACCAAAAGACUGGAGAAAUCAGGACUGUACAAGCUGGAUUGGACAGAGAGGUGGUUGGAACAUACAGACUGACGGUGCAAGUGGGCGAUAUGUAUGGAGAGGGCCUCACCAGCACUGCCAAAGCUGUCAUCACCAUAGGAGACAUCAAUGACAACCCUCCGGAGUUUGCACAGAAUGAGUACUUCAUGGAAGUGUCUGAGCACAGUAGCAAUAUUGUCAUUGGAAGGCUGAAUGUGACUGACAAGGACCUCCCCAAUUCUCCCAACUGGAAAGUGCAAUACGUCAUCACCAGUGGAGAUCCUGAAGGUCUAUUCUCUAUCCGCACAGACCCCCUGACCAAUGAAGGAAUCCUCUCUGUUGCCAAGACCUUAGAUCAUGAGGCACGAGAAGUGCAUCAACUCACAGUGUCUGCUCAGAAUGAGGUGGAGCUUAGCUCUUCAGCCCCACGUACUACACAAUCCCAAACCAAGGUAACAGUCAAAGUGCUGGAUGUGAAUGAGCCCCCAUUCUUCUGGGAGAAUCCCAAGGUUGUGAGCCUGAAAGAGAGGAGUCCCCCAGGAACUGAGCUCUGUGUCUAUACAGCUAAAGACUUAGACACCAUGGGGUCACAGGACAUCAGCUAUACUCUGAUAUCUGACCCUGCGGAUUGGUUGAUGUUGGAUACACAUUCUGGGCAAAUAAAGACCAGAUAUACACUAGAUCGAAAGUCAACUUUACUGCAUGAAGGAUGGUACACUGCCCUAAUCAUCGCUAGUGACAAUGCUGACCCCCCACUCAGCUCCACAGGGACACUGUCUGUGGAAGUGCUGGAGGUAAAUGAUCAUGCUCCUGUCCUGUGGCAAUACCCUGGGGUACUGUGCAACAAACCUCAGCAGGGCCAAGGAAUCCUGCUAAGUGCCACUGAUAAUGAUCUGCCCCCACACAGCCACCCAUUUAAAUUCAAGCUGGACCAACAGCACACAGAGCUGACACUUAACUGGAGUAUUAGCCAAAUUAACGGUACACACUCAUUACUAAAGCUUCUGGCAGAGGUACAGGAUGGGGUUCAUGUCCUCCCUCUGUGGGUGUCAGACUCUGGGGACCCUCCACUGGCCCGAGAGCAGCUGCUGAAUGUGUCUGUUUGCCAGUGUGACUCGCAGGGUAUCUGCAGGGGCAGUACAGCAGCUCUGUUCAGCUCUGGAGCAGGGAUCAGCCUGAGUGCCCUUCUUAUCAUCAUGAGCAGCGUUGCCCUCCUACUGUUGCUAGUUCUGCUGUUGCUCCUUUUCCGUUGCUCUCCGAAACGUCGCGCACAAAAAGGUCUGCUUUUUGACUCAGAGGAUGACAUACGAGACAAUAUAUUCAACUAUAACGAGCAAGGUGGAGGAGAAGAGGACCAGGAUGGCUUUGAUAUGAACCGCCUGAGAAACCCAGAGAUGUCUGAGCCACCCUCUCCCCGUCUGAAGCCUCCUAUCCGGAGAGAUGCACCCUACAGCCAAACCCUGCCAAGAUAUCCUCGUAGACCAACUAACAAACCGUCGGACAUUGCAGACUUUAUCAAUGAUGGACUGCAGGCAGCAGACGCAGACCCCAGUGUCCCACCUUACGACACAGCUCUGAUUUAUGACUAUGAAGGAGAGGGUUCAGUGGUAGGAUCUCUCAGUUCCAUCCUGUCCACUGAAGAAGACAGUGAUCAGGAAUAUGACUACCUCCAGGAAUGGGGUCCAAGAUUUCGCAGACUGGCAGAUAUGUAUAGCCAUCAGUGAUAGGCCAUUCAUAAUUGAUUCACAUUUUCAUCAUGAGACAAACAAUGUAUGGGUCAUCCAGCACUGUGUUGCGAGAAACAUUGAUCAAGGACACACCAAGGGCUACAAUUUGUUUAUAUUUUGACUUUAUGACCUGUUUUGAUAGACUUGAUAUAAACCAGAAGCAACCAGAAACUGGCCAUUCAACCAGACGUUUACCUGAGAGAAGCGCUGCUGUAGGCCUCUGUAGGCCUAAGAAUGGCGACCAAAGAAUUAUAUUGUAAAAGAGUGUGUUUACAGAAGAAAAAAGUCAAAACCAUUAUUUUAUUUGUAAUGAAAUGUUAUUUGGGACAUAGCUGGGACCAUCAGUUUUGUGACAGACAUUAGUGAGACCUGCAGUACCAUUGUGUAUAUGUUAUAGUAUAAUCAUACAACUGGAGGUUUAUGGACUUAAAGAAAGAAACAGUUAAAGUGGUAAAGACAGAGAAAGUGUAGGGGGUUAGAGGAAAGUGAGACAGGAUCUUGAGAACCAGGUGAAGCCAUGUUUUAAAGUGCAAGAGAUUGCAGAGAUUCAAAAGAGCUAAAUAUGUAUAAAAGUACAACAAUAAAUGCAUAGCAUUGAGAUUGGAAGGGUGUCAUGGAGCAUGAUGAUAUGGUGGUACAGUCAGGAAACAGUGUGCUGGGUGGGGCCACUUUGAUAACACUGGACAGAGUACUAUACUAUACAGUUUAGCUUUGUAGUGUUGUGCUUUGGGAUUCCUUAUAAUUCCACAUUUUGUAAAUAUAAUUAAAAACCUUUGGUAUGCAA